AUGAGUACAGCCAGAUUUAUCAAGUGUGUUACAGUGGGAGAUGGUGCCGUGGGAAAGACAUGCAUGCUUAUAUCGUAUACCAGCAAUACCUUUCCCACAGAUUAUGUUCCAACAGUCUUUGACAACUUCAGUGCUAAUGUAACCGUGGAUGGUAGUACUGUUAAUGUUGGUUUAUGGGAUACUGCAGGACAAGAAGAUUACAACAGGCUAAGGCCUUUAAGCUACAGAGGAGCUGAUGUGUUUUUGUUGUGUUUUUCUCUUAUCAGUAAAGCUAGUUAUGAGAACAUUUCCAAAAAGUGGAUGCCUGAGCUGAGACAUUAUGCUCCAAAUGUGCCUAUUGUGCUGGUUGGAACAAAACUAGAUUUGCGAGACGACAAGCAAUUUUUUAUUGAUCAUCCUGGAGCCACACGAACAACAACUGUUCAGGGUGAAGAGUUGAAGAAAAUGAUUGGUGCAGUAACUUAUAUUGAGUGCAGCUCCAAAACACAGCAGAAUGUGAAGAUGGUUUUUGAUGCUGCAAUAAAGGUUGCAUUGAGGCCACCAAAGCCAAAGAAGAAACCACGGAAGAAAAGAAGCUGUGCUUUCCUUUAA
Messenger RNA from Gastrolobium bilobum, 591 nucleotides. Its product is annotated as rac-like GTP-binding protein RAC13. Gene Ontology annotation, cellular component: plasma membrane; cell cortex; nucleus. Lineage: Eukaryota; Viridiplantae; Streptophyta; Magnoliopsida; Fabales; Fabaceae. The transcript has 7 exons. Gene Ontology annotation, molecular function: GTP binding; GTPase activity; protein kinase binding. Bases 1 to 591 code for a protein of 196 amino acids. The record is from RefSeq and is a predicted model, not a curated record. Gene Ontology annotation, biological process: small GTPase-mediated signal transduction; regulation of actin cytoskeleton organization; establishment or maintenance of cell polarity.